Molecule: messenger RNA, 3030 nt
Organism: Pristis pectinata (smalltooth sawfish)
Lineage: Eukaryota; Metazoa; Chordata; Chondrichthyes; Rhinopristiformes; Pristidae
Product: T-box brain protein 1-like
Exons: 6
Coding region: 103-2145 (680 amino acids)
Biological process (GO): cell fate specification; commitment of neuronal cell to specific neuron type in forebrain; positive regulation of DNA-templated transcription
Cellular component (GO): nucleus
Molecular function (GO): DNA-binding transcription factor activity, RNA polymerase II-specific; RNA polymerase II cis-regulatory region sequence-specific DNA binding
Source: RefSeq, a predicted model, not a curated record
UACAAGCCCUUUGUGAGAGUGCUUAAAGAAUUGCUUUCAAGCGGGUUGGGUUUUUGCUGUUGCUGAGGGUUUCUAUAGGGUGAAGUGCUUGCUUGUAAAGCUAUGCAGUUGGAGCACUGCUUAUCUUCAUCUAUAAUGCUCUCUAAGAAAUUUCUGAAUGUGAACAGCACUUAUCCCAACAGUGAGCUUGCUCUGCACGAUCCCAUCAUCUCGGCCAGUGAUAACCUCGAAAGAAGUUCACCUCUGAAAAAAAUUACCAGGGGGAUGACGAAUCAAUCAGAGGCAGACAAUUUUCCUGACUCCAAGGACGCGUCGGGGGACGUCCAGAGAAGCAAGCUCUCUCCUGUUUUGGACGGAGUCUCUGAAAUUCGUCAUAAUUUCGAUGGAUCAGCGGCAGACAGAUAUAUCCUGUCACAAUCGAGCCAACCACAGCAACCGGCUGCUGCUCCCAGUGCUAUGUUUCCUUACACUGGCCAGCAUGGACCAACACAUCCUGCUUUUUCCAUUAGCAGUCCGAGCAGGUACAUGGCUCACCAUCCUGUGAUCACAAAUGGAGCCUACAAUAGCAUUCUGUCCAAUUCUUCUCCCCAAGGCUAUCCGGGCACUGGUUACCCUUAUCCUCAACAGUAUGGACACAGCUACCAGGGAGGACCUUUCUAUCAAUUCUCUUCUGGUCAACCAGGACUGGUUCCCGGCAAAGCCCAGGUGUAUUUAUGUAAUAGGCCGCUGUGGCUUAAAUUCCACAGGCAUCAAACGGAAAUGAUCAUCACCAAGCAAGGCAGGCGGAUGUUUCCAUUUUUGAGUUUUAACAUCUCUGGUUUAGAUCCGACUGCACAUUACAACAUAUUUGUUGACAUAAUUCUAGCCGAUCCCAAUCACUGGCGAUUUCAAGGAGGAAAAUGGGUACCUUGUGGAAAAGCGGAUACUAACGUGCAAGGCAAUAGGAUCUAUAUGCACCCAGAUUCACCAAACACGGGUGCUCACUGGAUGAGACAAGAAAUUUCCUUUGGAAAAUUAAAGCUGACCAAUAACAAGGGUGCAUCAAACAAUAACGGUCAGAUGGUCGUUUUGCAGUCUUUACAUAAAUACCAGCCAAGACUACAUGUAGUUGAAGUGAAUGAGGAUGGAGCGGAGGAUUCUAAUCAGCCCGGCAGGGUUCAGACAUUCACCUUUCCAGAAACGCAGUUUAUAGCAGUUACAGCAUAUCAAAAUACAGAUAUCACACAGUUGAAAAUAGACCACAAUCCUUUUGCCAAAGGAUUCAGAGAUAACUAUGACACGAUCUACACGGGCUGCGAGGUGGACCGGCUCACCCCGUCCCCCAGCGACUCGCCGCGCUCCCAGAUCGUGCCGGGCACCCGCUACGCCGUCACCCAGUCCUUCCUGCAGGAGCAGUUCGUCAACAACUACGCCAAGGCCCGCUUCCACCACGGCGGGCCCGGGGGCGGCGAGCGCAGCGUCCCCCACAGCAACGGGCUGCUGUCGCCGCAGCAGGCCGAGGAGCCCGCCGCGCCCUCGCCUCAGCGCUGGUUCGUCACCCCGCUGCAACAGCCCGCCAACAACCGCCUCGACUUCUCGGCCUACGACACCGACUUCGCCGGCAACGCCAUCCUGUCGUACGGGGUGGGGGUGAAGGCGCUGCCCCUGCAGGCCGGCACCCGGCCCCUCGGCUACUACCCCGACCCCUCGGGCUGGGGGGCGCGCAGCCCGCAGUACUCGUGUAAAUCGAGCUCGGUGCUGCCCUGGGGCCGCGGCGCCUCGACUAACUCCUACCUGGAAGAGGCGGCGGCGGCUGCAGCCGCGGCGGCCGCCGCCGAGGGUCUGGGCCCGGGCGCGGGGCCCGGCACGGACCGCUCGCCCCUGGCGGCCGGAGCCGAGGACACUAAAGCCAAGGAGCUGCCCGACGCCGCCUGGAUCGAGACGCAGUCUUCCAUCAAGUCCAUCGACUCCGGCGACUCGGGCAUCUACGAGCAGGCCAAGAGGAGGCGCAUCUCGGCGGACGCGCCGCCGCCGCCGCCCGCCCCGGCGCCGGCCGCCGCCCCCGAGAGCUCGUCUCCCCUCAAGAGCGAGGCGCUGACCCCGAGAGACUGCGAGAAGAACUGCGCCAAGGAGAUGGCCUUUUACGGCUUCUACUCUCACGCCUAGAGGCCUCCCUGCGGGCCGGCCGGCCGGCCGGGGCGGGGAGGACCCGCCUGCCUCUCAAGUCUCUCGCCUCCCCGAGAAAGUGCCAAAAGCCACGCCAGCUCCCAGCUCUUUGAUCAGCGAACGGCUGGUGCCAAAAGCGAGAGUUCAGUUUGCUGCACAAAGACGCCCCUUUUCCUCUCCUGGUUGUGGUGAUGAUGCCUGUUUACGGUGGCAAUCCCGGGCUCGGAUGCACAGGCCGGUGUUUUGUAAACCCCGUCAGUGUUUAAAUGUGAUAAAUAAUUAUAAGAGUGAAGUUUAAAAUCCGUGUGUUCAUCUGUACAGACCUCUCCCCACCCAGCCCCCAACUCCCCACCACCUCGUACUUCAAUUGAAAUUUGGGUAUGUAAAUCAUGUCUGUACAGGAAACUUCGAUUCAAUUCCAAUGUGGCCAACAUUUAUCGUUGGUGUUGAGACGGUUCUAUAUAAAUCACAUGUACAGAUUAUUUUAAAUGGUAGAGUAGUGGCAUUUUGCGUUAUUUGUUCUCAGACGGCUCAGAUUAUAGAAUAGGUUUUAAUGCAUUCGUUUUGUAGAAACGUAGAAUUUUAGAGUUCAAUUCCUGAAGUUGCCACGUUGUUCAAGUGACAAAGAUCCUCCGAGGAGUAUAUUAUGAUCUGUUUGCAAUAGGAGUUUGGGGUGAGGAUGGGAGGGGGCGUGGGGGUCUAUGACGCUUUUCAGGGCUGAUAUGUAAAUUUUGUCUAUUCUGUAAAGAUAUUAUCGUGCUUGUAUAUGGAUAUACUUUCAUUCUGUUCCGUCUGUGAAGUGAAUGUCACAGAUCCUGUUUUUUUUUGCCAGUUUGUAUACAUUCAUGUGUAAAGUAAAACAAUAAAACGAAUGGAAUCCGUGUA